Porites evermanni is the source of this 4624-nucleotide messenger RNA. NCBI's taxonomy places the organism in Eukaryota, Metazoa, Cnidaria, Anthozoa, Scleractinia, Poritidae. The record is from the annotation of a GenBank genome assembly.
AUGGUCCGUUAUUUGGAAUUUGAACAUAUUUUUAAACAUCCUUUUGAGAAAGUUAUUCGUGCAUACUUCCAAAAGGUAAGCGCUGGAUCGGUCAUCGAUGGUAAUUGAUUUCGUCGUGAAGAAAUAAGCUUAAUAAGCUUAAUAUAAUUGAGGGUGCGUUUAAUAUCUCUGGAGAAAACUGGUCUGCGAAGCCAAGUGAUAAACGUUUUCUCAUGUUAACUAAUUCUACCAACUGGUAGACAUUUUAUUUAGGCCUGUAAUACGAGGUCACGAGGUAAGACAAGAACAAUGUAAGCCUAUUGCUGCAGCUGAUUUCCUCCCUAGAGCUCUUACAACAUCAGCUACAGCUGUUUCGGAUAACACGAGACCUGCGAUGUCAAAAACGUCUUUGGAUUUUGGGGCCUAUGUUAACGAUUUGAUUGACGUGGGAAAAAAACUCAAAGUCCUGAAACGUUUCGCGUUUUAUCCGAAAUACUAGAGCUGUUUAAAUGAAAUAAAGCUCUCUUCAAAUUAGCCCUUUCGGCUAUGUCCGUUGUCAUAGGUUACUUGAAAAAUCAACAAAAUAACAUUAUUGAAAGAAUUACUACUAAAUUCGUUGUACCGCGCUGCACAUUUUGAAAACUUCGAAGAGAUUUUGGGUUUUUUUAUGCUGUCAAUCAUUUGAGUGGGGGUGGGGUACCCAGUCAAUGCAAAUUGUAAUGGGCACUUUCCAUUUAGUCAACAUUUCCGGAAUUUCUGGUGGGCGGUAAAUGGAACACGUUUUGUCGGUUCGUCCCAUUGGAAAAUUCCCACAAAAAGUGAAAAAUCUAAAAAGGUGGGCCCAUUUUCCCGGUUGGAAUUUCCGAACGGAAUUUUGUGUUCCAUUUACACGUUUCUCAUAGUUUGUAUCAGUUCCAGGUCCAUGGUCGGGCACCGCAACUUUCCGGGGUUUACGACCAAAUGGAACAACUUUUUGCCAAUCAGAAAAUCCACCUUUGCUCCCACCGAAAUUUCCAGGUUUUUUCCUAAAUGGAAAGUGCCCAACGUUUGAACAUGUUGCCCAGCUUGACCCGCAAUUAUUAAAACAAAACUGAAAAUGGCAAAGAGAAUCGCAAUGGUGAGUGGAAUUUUUCUCGAGGGAAGGAGGCAGACAUUGCUAUAUUCUUGCAAAUGACAAUAAUAAGAAAGAUCAGAAAUAAAGUUUGAAGCAAACCAGGCGAUUAUAGCCCGAAACAGGAUAAUCACAAGCAAAGAACCUUGAAACACAGUAACAAAGCAAACGGAUCAAAAUCCACCAAUCACAAAUCACAAACCCAGAUCUUUUGAACUUGUUUAAGUAAACUUGUUUCCUAAGAAGUCCGCUAAGAUGAUUGACAGGACAGGAAAACCCAAAAUUCCUUUGAAUUUUGCAAACUACGCAGCACAAUACAACAAAUUUGGCAGUAACUAUCCAGCCCUUCAAGUCUUUCCAGUCCAGCUGGUCUUAUGACAUGACCUUAGGUGUUGAAUUUUUAUUUAUUUUUAUUCUCGCACAGUACACAAGUGGUAAAGAUAGCAAUGUGACAUCAAUAAGAGUUGUGGAACACAAAGUAGGUAGGUGCACAUUGUCAAUGGUAGUUUUUCUGGUCUCUUCAAUCACUGGAUAUCAUCCUGAAAAUAAAACACCUUUGACCAAUUAUACUAUAUUUGAGGACAGUGAUCUUAGCACUUUUGUUGCAAUAGGCCUUUUGCAUUAGUUGAUCACCUGAUCAUCUUUCGGUAAACACGAAAACAGUUUGCUUUGGAAAAUUUUGCUAGUACGAGCUGAAUGAGCAUAUUAAAAUUAGGUAACCUGUAAAUUUUCAGCCACAUAUCCCAAAAGUAGCAAUUGCAGCCGCCACCGAAAACUAGAAUGAUUUGUAUGAGAAAAACAACUCUUUUCACCCAGUCAUGCUUGAGUGGUUUUCCAUAUAAGUCCUUGUAAAUUCUGAAAUUGGUGUUUAAUCUUUCCCUUUGUAUUUUAAAGGGCUCAAAGUGCCUGUUAUUAAUUAAAAGGAGAUUUGAGCCCCGUAAUGCGAAAGGAAAUGUUUCAUGACAGUUUGAAAAUUUCGAAAUUUAAAAAGAUUUGUAAGGAAAACCAUUCAAGGGUGACUGAGUUGCAAAUGUUGUUUUUCUCAUACAAAUCAAUCUAAUUCUCAGCGGCUGUUGCAACUUUUGAGAUAUACGGCUGAAAAUAUACAGGUUACCUAAUUUUAAUAUGCUUAUUCGGCUCGUGCUAGCAAAAUUUUUCCAAAGCGACUGUUUUCGUGUUUACCGAAAGUUGAUCAGUUCUCCCAUAUGUCACCAAAAUUGAUAUUAACCAGAAGGCCAGGGGAAUGCUGUACAUGAAAUAGGCCAGGUUAUCAUGAAAUGUGGUUUAGAAGGUCUGACUUUGAGUUUAUUAGCGAGUAGUUUAAGAUUCCAUGACUGCCCCUGCAGUUAAAAUGUCACUGAAAACAGGAAUUCACAUUGUUUGAAACUUCACCUUUGUCACUAUAUCAAUACAUUGCAUUUUUACAUUUUGAAUCAAUUAUUAUAAAAUUUGUAUUAAAUUAGCUGUUUUUAUUCUGACUUACAGUAUGUUGUUACAAGUACAAAUUUACAUUCAUUUGUACACGCCUGCGAAUGAAUUUCAUGUGCCUUUUGUUUCUUCUCUUAGACCCAGAAACUGGUGAGGAGUAUAUGAUCAGAAGAGGGGAAUGCGUUAAUGUUUUACCAGGCAUUUUAAAAAAGGUAGAAGUACAAAUUUGAAGGGUCAACACUGGUAGAAGUGACAAGUUUGAAUAUAUAUUUUAAAACAAACUAAUUUAAUAAAGGAUUUGUUGCACUUCUAAACUGUAUCUAGAGGAAACAGGACAUUAUGUUUAUCACCUAGUGAUAUUAUUUAGCUUUUGUAAAGCAAAAUGAUAUUGUAUACACAUGUACAUGCAACAGGAGUUAGUCAACCAAACUGCACACAUGUAAGGUCAGCCUCAGGAAUAACAAUACAUCAUAGUCUAUAUAGGCUGAUCAACAGUUGACCUGGUAACACUUCACCUAAGUUAGCUUUCAGACAAAGGUUUAUGAUUUGAUAUCAGUAAAAAUGUAGGUCAACAAAAAAAAACAGUGACUUACACAUUAUCAAAGAAAGAAUAAUGGUAACAUAUAUUGUACAGUAUAAUUUAAUAUUGUAAUAAACACCUUUUUUCUCUACUUCAUUAAUAUUCCUGAAUAUUGAUAAUUAUUAUUUCCCUUUUGAAUGUGAAAAUUUAUAAGAAUGGGCUUGCAUUGGUUCUCUACAUUGUAUUUUAAUUCCUCCUUUGAAUGCUAGAAUUCAACUACAGUAGAACAAGCAUGAUAUACUUUUCAUAAAAAUACAUUUCUCGAAUAAUUAUGUAGGUCUGUCCAUACCCAGCACUUGAAGUUGAAGAGGAAGUGUGGUUAAACAAAAAAGAGAAAUGUCUUCAUCUUCACUGUUACAACUUGACAUGGUCAAAGUAUGCUUUCCUUGAAGAGUACAGCUGCUAUCGAGCAUGUGACACCAACCCAGACUGGUUAGUCCUAUUAGCCACUAUUAAAGUGAUCUUAUUUCAUUUUUACAUGUAUCUUAGUUUAAGUACUGUAUAACUUUAGCUAGCAGCUGGGCCUGGCUUGCAACCAUUUUCUCUAGUGUGUUAUCCCAUCCCAGAUUGCAAACAAUACAGUCAGCCAGAAGUCAACACAUCUAAAUCAUCAGCUAAGACAAGCAAGUAAUUGCCCUAGGCAGCAAAAUGUAACCGCUGGUUGCCUAAAGGACAUGCUAGAAUUCAAGACUUUUUUUUCCAAGUGCUGCUGCAAUUAUUUGAAUUUCUUUUUAUAUUUCUUGGUAAUGUGUGGAGGUCUCUUUACAUAUCAUUAAAUAGAAAAAUUAAUUGCUGAAACACUUUACACCUAUACACUGAAGAUUGGAAACCAUAAUUUCAGAACAUGUCUUUGCAAUUAAUAUUACUUAAUUAAAAUCAGCUAGUGAUUUUCAUCUCUACAUAGGGAAGAAAAUAAUAAUCAACGAGGAUAUAACAGCAGACAUUAAGAUUUUUGUGGCAUUUUCAGGACAUUAUUUGAGCAGCGAGCUAGUAUCAAUGUCUACGGUGUUGGUUCAGUAAUUGGCGGAAUGUUUGAAGCCUUUGGACAAAGGUUCUUUCAACAUGGGGCUAAAAAGGUAAAUUUUUUGUGAUAUUUUUCCAUUAAUUGCUGCCUGAAAUGUCAAGUUUGCUUGUCAACGACCCUGUUUUCUUCAGUGAUUUUGUUUUUGUUCUAAUUUUUUUUUUGUUUUUCAUUUUUGCUUCAUGUUUACUUUCUACACAUGAAUUGAAAGAUUAAAAUCCAUUUCUACAGUUUUGGCUGAAUUAGAUCCUGAAUUAGAUCCUUCAAUAAUUUAUUAAUAUUAUUAUUGUUUUUAAUUUUUGGAACCAUUGCACAUCCAUUCCAAAACAAAUACCACUUAACUGAAUAAUGGCAAUCCCAAAAUGUCUGGGAACUUGUACAUGUUUCAUAUUACGUCGAUUGUAUUAAUUAAAAUGAAAACUACAAAAAGUGAAGUUUAUCUAUCCACUUUUUUUUGUUGUUUCAGGGUUUCAACAUUAUGGAAGAUCUUAUAGUGGGUUCAUAA